AUGUCGCAGGAAGGUCAGGCCGUCCUAAAUGUGAGUGAAGGUUCCUCUGUGACAAACCUGACCCUGGUCGUGCUCCUGCUCAUUCCCUGCGUGGUCCUCCUGCUCCUGCUCAACUGUCUCCUCCUGGGCUACAAGCUGCUGAUCCUCUCCAGGAGGCGCCGGCGGGAGGACGCGAUGGUGCGCCUGCAGAGGCUCAGGGAGAUGUCGGACGUGUCCUCGCUGCAGGACGUGAGGACAUCUUACAUGUCUCUGUCCGAGCCUGUCCCUCCUCAGCCCGUCACCUCCUCCAGAGCUUCGUCCAGGGCUCCUCCGCAGGAUCACCGGAUCCGGCUCCUGCGGCCCGACGGUGCUACCGGUUCGUGCUCCGUGAGGGCACCGAGCACCAUCCGGACCGCUUCUUCGUUUCCGGCUGCUCUCGGCGGCUCGACGCCGGACCUGCAGCCCGGUUCACGGACUUACAGGAAGAGGAAGAACCGGUGUCAAAGCGCCCCGGUGUUGCCGCGGUCCAGUUAUUCCGAGGCUGAAAGCAGAGUCGACCUUGUUCCACCCAACUCUCCCACACAUUUUACAGGUGAUGUCCAUCCGAGCAGUGCUUACACAUUUCUGACCGACUCAGACAGAAGUGCUGCAAAGCAUGUGUUUGACAAAGUAGACCAAGAGUACAGGUACAGCGAGGUGCCUUCACAGUCAUCCUGCUUCAACAUGUCUGCGGUGGGGACCGGAUUGGACAGUGACUUUGGAGCAAGUGCAGGUGUGUCUCUACGGAUUUUGUCAGCAGACAGUGACGGUCUGUCUAACGGCAUUCUGGCGUCAGCUUUGGAGUGGGAUUAUUAUGACCCGUGCUACGUCAAACAGAAUCAUGUGCAGAAACAGAACUAUACUAGACCUGCAAUGCACACUAAACAGUACUGGGUGUGAUUGUGUGUAGUGUUUAGUUUUUGUACUUUUUUUGUUUUUAAUAUUUAAUAAGUGUUUUGUUUUU
Thalassophryne amazonica is the source of this 982-nucleotide messenger RNA. RefSeq names its product huluwa (gene hwa). Bases 1 to 918 code for a protein of 305 amino acids. The transcript has 3 exons. The record is from RefSeq and is a predicted model, not a curated record. Lineage: Eukaryota; Metazoa; Chordata; Actinopteri; Batrachoidiformes; Batrachoididae.